GGCGUCACAGAGGUGGGCGGGGCUUAGUGGCGCGGCCUGAGGACGGCGGGAGUCUGUGCUUGCUUCCUCGGCGGUGUCCCACGCUGCUCGCACGCUGUGCGGGGCAACAUGGCGGACACGGAAGUGUAUACUGUGCCGAAGAAACAUAAGAAGAAAAAGGAGCGGAAGUCGUUAGCAGAAGAAGAUGUAGCAGAGAUACAACACGCUGAGGAAUUUCUUAUCAAACCUGAAUCCAAGGCAGCUCAGUUGGACACAUCUCAAUGGCCCCUGUUGCUCAAGAAUUUCGAUAAGCUAAAUGUAAGGACAACACACUAUACACCUCUUCCUUGUGGAUCAAAUCCUCUGAAGAGAGAGAUUGGGGACUAUAUCAGGACAGGUUUCAUUAAUCUUGAUAAGCCCUCCAACCCCUCUUCCCAUGAGGUGGUAGCGUGGAUCCGACGAAUACUUCGGGUGGAGAAGACAGGACACAGUGGUACUCUGGAUCCCAAGGUGACUGGCUGUUUAAUCGUGUGCAUAGAACGAGCCACUCGCUUGGUGAAAUCCCAACAGAGUGCAGGCAAAGAGUAUGUGGGAAUUGUCCGGCUACACAAUGCUAUUGAAGGGGGUACUCAACUUUCUAGGGCCCUAGAAACUCUGACAGGUGCCUUAUUCCAGCGACCCCCACUUAUUGCUGCAGUAAAGAGGCAGCUCCGAGUUCGGACCAUAUACGAGAGCAAGAUGAUCGAGUAUGAUCCGGAAAGAAGAUUAGGAAUCUUUUGGGUGAGUUGUGAGGCCGGCACGUAUAUCCGGACACUGUGUGUGCACCUGGGUUUGUUGUUGGGAGUUGGCGGUCAGAUGCAGGAACUUCGGCGAGUGCGUUCUGGAGUCAUGAGUGAAAAGGACCAUAUGGUGACGAUGCACGAUGUGCUUGAUGCCCAGUGGCUGUAUGACAACCACAAGGAUGAGAGUUACCUGCGGCGGGUUGUUUACCCUUUAGAAAAGCUCUUGACAUCUCACAAACGGCUGGUGAUGAAAGACAGCGCGGUGAAUGCAAUCUGCUAUGGGGCAAAGAUCAUGCUUCCGGGAGUUCUCCGAUACGAGGACGGCAUCGAAGUCAACCAGGAGAUCGUGGUCAUCACCACCAAAGGGGAAGCGAUCUGCAUGGCUAUUGCAUUAAUGACCACAGCAGUGAUCUCUACCUGUGACCAUGGUAUAGUAGCCAAGAUCAAGAGAGUGAUCAUGGAGAGAGAUACUUACCCUCGGAAGUGGGGUUUAGGUCCAAAGGCAAGUCAGAAGAAGUUGAUGAUCAAGCAGGGCCUCCUGGAUAAGCAUGGCAAGCCCACGGACAGCACACCUGUCGCCUGGACGCAGGAGUACGUGGACUACAGUGACUCUGCCAAGAGAGAGGUGGCGGCCAAGGCAGCAAAAGCCCCGCAGGAAGUUGUUGAAGUGGUAAAAGCCCCAAAAGUAGUUGAUGAAGCGGUGAAAGCUCCCAAGCGGAAGCGAGAGAGUGAAAGUGACGAGACGUCACCACAGCUGGUCAAGAAAGAAAAGAAGAAGAAGAAGGAUAAAUGCUGUGAGGCUCUCUCUUUCUUCCAGGACAGUGACGCCAGCAAGAAGAAGAAGAAGAAGAAGAAAAUCAAAGUGGAAGUGGUUUCUGAGUAGUGGAGACCACUUUAAGCCCGAUGUCCAGUUGGGAGGAGAAAUUAAAAAGCCUUACUGAGAAAACCUAAUUCCUUUGGUUCUUGAGGGAAUGGAACCCAGGUCCCAGAAAGGGUGGAGAGCCCCGGCACGUUUUCCUGCUACCUGAGAGCUCUGUGAGGUCACCUGGUGCGCCCAUCCCAUCCUGUCCUGUUUUAAGGAUACGGGUGAAGGAGGCGGAUUUGAUGCCACCCGCUUCUCUGCUGGGGAGAGUCGGAACCCUCUCCUUCAGACCCAGCGCAGCCCGGGCACCGUCUCAGCCGUUGCCCGGUGGCUGUGUUGACACCCUCGCUCUCUCCUGGUUUGCACCCCGUCCCCCGCCCCGGCUCAUCGAAAGCGUCCGCACGUUGCUCAAUGAAAUGGUGUAGAGCAAGUAAAACCGUAGAACCGAGCCACGCUGCUCACUGCAGAGAUCAGUUUUUCCUCCCGCGUCCUAUGAGGACAGUGGUCUACUUUGGCGUCACGGCCACCUGUGUCACCCCCAUUUCCCCUGCCAGAGGCAGGCCAAACUUCUCAGCUGUUUUCCAGUCCAUCUCGGGCUUAGUGGUCUUCUGUGUACUUGUUCAGAGCCUGUGUGUACAGCCUCGUGCGCCUGGAUCCAUCUGCCUACGUGUUUUGUGACAGAAGCUAGAAACUGCUCUGUACUCUUAACCCUCCUUUACUUUCAAAGGAUGCAAUCACUCACUGUUGGGAGAAGGUUGGAAUUUUUACUUAUUAAACUUUACUUGUUUUUAAAAGUA
Herpailurus yagouaroundi (jaguarundi) is the source of this 2420-nucleotide messenger RNA. It is a transcript of the gene DKC1, whose product is annotated as dyskerin pseudouridine synthase 1. The transcript is spliced from 15 exons. The record is from RefSeq and is a predicted model, not a curated record. The coding region runs from base 109 to 1644 and encodes 511 amino acids. Gene Ontology annotation, biological process: snRNA pseudouridine synthesis; rRNA pseudouridine synthesis; mRNA pseudouridine synthesis. NCBI's taxonomy places the organism in Eukaryota, Metazoa, Chordata, Mammalia, Carnivora, Felidae. Gene Ontology annotation, cellular component: box H/ACA snoRNP complex. Gene Ontology annotation, molecular function: pseudouridine synthase activity; RNA binding.